Abrus precatorius (Indian licorice) is the source of this 2824-nucleotide messenger RNA. Its product is annotated as cyclic nucleotide-gated ion channel 17. The record is from RefSeq and is a predicted model, not a curated record. Gene Ontology annotation, cellular component: membrane. Gene Ontology annotation, biological process: transmembrane transport; monoatomic ion transport. The coding region runs from base 164 to 2302 and encodes 712 amino acids. NCBI's taxonomy places the organism in Eukaryota, Viridiplantae, Streptophyta, Magnoliopsida, Fabales, Fabaceae. Gene Ontology annotation, molecular function: monoatomic ion channel activity. The transcript is spliced from 7 exons.
GUCUACAGAUGCAGCGCUGUGGUUCUUCCAGGUCUGGGGCUGCGGUUUCAAGGCCUCCUCAGUGAAAGAUCUCCACUCCGUUCGACAUCUGAUUCUGAUUCCAUUUUUGCAUUUCUCGCUAUGUUAGGGUUUUAAAGGCCCUAUUUCCAGCUCCUUCUUUCCCAUGGAGUUGAAAAGGGGCAAGCUUGUUAGGUUCUACUCGGAUGGCAAAAAGCAUAAAGAACCAUUGUGGGGAGCAACUGAACCAUCAGCGCUUAAACCUAGCAAUGUGCUGCCAUUAGGGAAAAAUAGAAUUGCUGAAACAUAUAGAGUUGGAGGAUCCAAGGUAUUCCCGGAGGAUCAUGAGCCAUGGCGGAAAAGGAUACUUGACCCGGGUAGCGAGAUUGUGUUGAAAUGGAACCGGGUUUUCAUAGUUUCAUGCUUGGUCGCUCUUUUUGUUGAUCCAUUGUACUUUUAUUUGCCUAGUGUGAUAGAAAGUACAAGGUCUUCAUGUGUGAGAUCGGACCUCACGUUGCGCAUUGUUGUGACCUUUCUUCGCACUAUUGCGGACAUUUUUUAUCUGUUGCACCUGAUAAUUAAGUUGAGGACAGCAUAUGUGGCACCGAGCUCGCGAGUGUUUGGUAGGGGUGAACUUGUCAUGGACCCAAAAAAAAUUGCAAGGAGAUAUUUCAGAUCUGAUUUCUUCAUUGAUUUUAUCGCCACACUACCUUUACCUCAGAUGGUCAUCUGGUUUAUUAUACCAGCAACAAGAAGCCCUCAAACUGAUCACAAGAAUAAUGCUCUUGCAUUGAUUGUUUUGCUACAAUAUAUUCCAAGGUUAUAUUUGAUUUUUCCAUUAAGUUCUCAAAUAAUCAAAGCAACAGGAGUGGUUACGAAGACUGCGUGGGCAGGAGCUGCGUAUAAUUUGCUAUUGUAUAUGCUAGCUAGCCAUGUUUUAGGGGCAGCUUGGUAUCUUCUAUCUGUGGACAGAUACACUACUUGUUGGAAAUCCUAUUGCAAAAAGGAACGUAGCCCUGAUAAUUGCUUUCUUUACCUAGACUGCAGUUCUUUGAAUAAUGAGCUACGCAAGAUAUGGGCAAAUAGUACAAAUGUGUUUAGCAGCUGUGAUCCCAGUAAUGAUGAUAUCAACUUUAAGUAUGGAAUAUUUGAAAAUGCAGUAAAGAAACAUGUUGUCUCGUCAAGCUUUAUACCAAAAUACUUUUAUUGUUUAUGGUGGGGUUUGCAGCAAUUAAGUUCUUAUGGGCAGAAUCUAGAAACUAGCACUUUUAUUGGAGAAACAUCAUUUGCUAUUGUCAUUGCCAUCUUGGGUCUUGUAUUAUUUUCCCACUUAAUUGGCAACAUGCAGACAUAUUUGCAAUCAAUUACUAUAAGGCUUGAGGAGUGGAGACUUAAGCGAAGAGACACAGAGGAGUGGAUGAGGCAUCGCCAACUACCUGAAGAUUUGAAAAGUCGUGUUAGACGAUUUGUUCAAUAUAAAUGGCUUGCUACUCGUGGAGUUGAUGAGGAAACCAUUUUACGUGCAUUACCAGCUGAUCUUCGUCGUGAUAUCCAACGCCACCUGUGCUUAGACCUUGUUAGACGAGUUCCCUUCUUCUCUCAGAUGGAUGAUCAGCUUCUGGAUGCAAUAUGUGAGCGGCUGGUGUCAUCUCUAAGCACUCUAGGCACCUACAUUGUUCGCGAGGGUGACCCUGUGACUGAAAUGCUUUUCAUCAUUAGAGGUAGGCUGGAUAGUUCAACAACAAAUGGUGGUCGGACUGGUUUCUUCAACUCAAUCAUUUUGAGACCUGGAGAUUUUUGUGGUGAGGAACUGCUUUCGUGGGCUUUACUCCCGAAAUCAACCAUUAAUUUGCCUUCUUCAACUAGGACAGUUAAAGCCCUAAGUGAGGUUGAAGCCUUUGCUCUUCGGGCUGAAGACCUCAAAUUUGUUGCUAAUCAAUUUAGGCGCCUCCACAGCAAGAAGCUGCAGCACACUUUUCGAUUUUAUUCCCACCAUUGGAGGACUUGGGCAGCAUGCUUUAUACAGGCUGCUUGGCGUCGAUAUAAGAAAAGGAUGUCUGUGAAGGACCUCAGUUUGAGGGAAUCCAUUCCCUUAGACGAGACUAUAGCCAGCGAGAGGGAACAUGAGGAGGACUAUCCUGCCGGUUCAAAUUCAUCUCAGGCUAAAUUGAACCUUGGGGUUACAAUUCUUGCCUCGAGGUUUGCAGUUAACACACGAAGAGGAGCUCUGAAGAUUAAAGAUGACAUGCCUCAGUUACGGAAGCCUGAAGAACCUGACUUUUCUACAGAAGCCGAUGAUGAUUAGUUCUUAUUCAGAGGCAUUUGGCUUCUCAGAUUCAAUGGGAACUUGCAUGCUAUUCAGUAUGGAUGAUGAUUCUGUAGGUCUUACAAAUCCUGCAUAUCCCUCUGCCAUGAUGACUCAUGCCGGUUAUUGUUGAUUUUUUUUAAUGAGUAAGAUAAAAGGGGGAAAUAAAAGGCUGGGCCAAGGGAACGGUGAUGGUGGGUUUCCUAUUGCUCAGUUGCGUAUAUCCUGAUGAUAUGUAUCUUAAGCAAUCUUCAUCCUGUCGGGCUAAGUAUGCCUCAAACCCCUGUUUGAUGGUCCCCAAUAGAUGAAAGGUAGGAAAGAAGGGGCAAAAUGUAUCACUUAGUUUUUCUUGUAUUAAUCAUGUUACUUAGCCAUUAAGUUCAAUAUGGUGUUUUGAGUUCCCAAUAGUCUAGUUGGUAACGUCUUUGUUAACACAAAUAGGGUGUCUGAAGGUCGUGGUUUACAUAGUACCUUGUGAACUUGUAUGCUAUUAUUACUUUAUUUACAAAUUAGCAAUUUGUC